CUCCCAUCCCGCCUGCUCGGCGGCGGAGGCGGCGGCGGCGGCAGCGGUUGUUCCUGCCUCUCCGCCACCUCCACCGCGGCUUAUCCCCUGGCUGGCGGCGUUGGCGGGGCGGGGGACAGUAGUUGUAGACGCCCGCCCCUGCCUCAGAGAAGAUACCACACUGAAUGAACAAAGACUGAACCUUUACAGAUACCUUUUAUAAAAGAUGUCUGUGGAGUAGUGUUACAGUUCAAAUAACAAAGGAUUUUGCAUUAUGAGAUGAAUGAGAGUGGAGAAUUGGACAAAAAUUGAUUUUUAGUUUCUGAAUCAUGGUUUUUAGCUCACCAGUUAUUGUAUAGUCUCACUCUUUGAAAGUUCAUGCUGAAAAACUGAGUGAAUAUGAUCAGAUUUCUCCACCAAAUUCUCAGCCUGAUAAGGUACUUUAAGAGAGAACAAACCAGAAGACAUUCUAGAAUGCUUUUUUCACCAAUCGGAAGUAGUGGAAUGAAAUCCAAGCCUACACAGAAGAUACAGAACUCUGUUCCUUCAUCUUCCCUCAUACCUGAUACCUAAAAGUAGUUUUCAUCGUAUAACUGAAUUUCCAAUUUUCAGCAUUCCCAAUCCAUUUUAUAAACAUCCUUUUAUUGUUAAGUCUUACAGUACUCUCGCCAGAAAAUCCCAUUUUGUCAACCUAAUGAAGCAUUCAAAGAAGACAUAUGACUCUUUUCAAGAUGAACUUGAAGAUUAUAUUAAAGUACAGAAAGCCAGAGGCUUAGAGCCAAAGACUUGUUUCAGAAAGAUGAGAGGGGACUAUUUGGAAACCUGUGGGUACAAAGGAGAGGUUAAUUCCAGACCCACAUAUAGAAUGUUUGACCAGAGACUCCCAUCUGAAACCAUCCAGACCUACCCAAGAUCAUGCAAUAUUUCACAAACAGUAGAAAAUCCGUUGCCUCAGUGGUUACCAGCCCAUGACAGCAGAUUGAGACUAGACUCUCUGAGCUACUGUCAGUUCACCAGGGACUGUUUCUCAGAAAAACCAGUACCCCUGAACUUUAAUCAGCAAGAAUAUAUUUGUGGCUCACAUGGUGUAGAAUCUAGAGUUUACAAGCACUUCUCCUCAGAUAACAGUAUCAGUACUCAUCAAGCCAGUCACAGACAGAUAUAUCAGAAGAGGAAAAGGCGCCCAGAGGAAGGCAGAGAAAAAUCAGAGGAGGAGCGGUCCAAGCAUAAGAGAAAAAAAAGUUGUGAGGAAAUUGAUUUAGACAAACACAAGAGCAUCCAAAGAAAGAAGACAGAGAUGGAAAUAGAAACUGUACAUGUCAGUACAGAAAAGCUUAAGAAUCGAAAGGAGAAAAAAAGCCGAGAUGUAGUCUCUAAGAAAGAGGAACGUAAGCGUACAAAAAAGAAAAAGGAACAAGGCCAAGAAAGGACAGAGGAGGAAAUGCUUUGGGACCAGUCUAUUCUUGGAUUUUGAAGCUUUCAAAGUUGGUUCUUCCAAAGUUAAGUUGAAAAAAUAGGUGAGAGCUUGGUUUUAUGAUGUCCAACCACUUUUCUUAUGUGAAUAGGUUAACUUCUAACAAAGGCCAAGUGAACAGAAAGUGUUUAGCAUGCUUGCUCUCCAACACAGAAAUUACUUUUCUUCAUAUUCUAAAAGCAUUAUUACAUUUUUUUGACAUAUAGUGUAAUUUCCUUUAAUGAAAGUGACUCUGCUUUUAUUCAUCAAAUUGCUUUGAUGGUAGAAUUAUUUUCUCUUGGGAGGUUAUUUAUUUUAAAUUGGAGGAUUAAUGGACUUUGCACAAUCUGUUUCUUGAUUGGGUUUGUUACAGUUUUGAGUUGGGUAUUUUAUGUUCAUUGAUUUUUCUCUAUGAAGCAAUUUUUUUCUCCUGUAUUAGAUCUAACUUGCAGUGUAUUUUCUAGGCUGGAAAGUGGAAAAUGAAAUACAUUAUAAUCUUAGGUUACAUAAAGUUUCUAAAGUUUCAAAUAAUCUUGAUACAAAAUCAGUUUAUAUUCUGGAAAUAUUUAUAAUAAAGUAUUCUAAUUUCUA
This is a messenger RNA of Cercocebus atys (sooty mangabey), 2023 nucleotides long. It is a transcript of the gene KRCC1, whose product is annotated as lysine-rich coiled-coil 1. The coding region runs from base 674 to 1453 and encodes 259 amino acids. The record is from RefSeq and is a predicted model, not a curated record. The transcript is spliced from 5 exons. Lineage: Eukaryota; Metazoa; Chordata; Mammalia; Primates; Cercopithecidae.